AUAAAAAGAAUAUAGGAUAAAUAAUCCAUAAAUUAAUCACAAUGCAAUUGCUAAUUGUCUUAGUUUUUGUGUUAAUUGGAAGCGAUGCCUCGGAAAAGAAUGCCUUAAAAUACAGAUUAUUAAGAAAUUAUGAUAAAACAAACAGACCUGUUCAUAACGAUAAUGAUAUUGUAUUGGUAAAUGUAACACUUGUCAUAUUGGACAUUAUUGAAUUUGACAUAUUGAAUGGUGUACUGACAAGUGAUCUGACUUUGGGACUACAAUGGAACGAUAUUAAUCUUACGUGGGACGAAUCGGUAAACAAUAUAAGUUACAUAAGUCUUGCACUACAAUAUAUAUGGCACCCUACCAUACAAAUGUGUAACGGCGUAAUGGAUAGAUUCAAACUUGACGAGGACACAGAAAUCUUUUUGACUAAUGAAGGAACCGUUUUCUUGUAUAUAGACAAUGUUUUCCAAACUUAUUGUCGGAUUAAUGUAAAUAAAUAUCCAUUUGAUGAACACGAAUGUGAUUUAUUAGUUUGUUUGAAUCAUCAAGUAUUUUGGGUAGCAUCUAUCAGUGAAUUUGAUCAUUUUUCGAUGUUAGAAUCCACAUCCAGUAACUGGGAUUUUAGGUUUGAAAUGAGAGAACGUAAAAGAAAGCCCAGCAAAGCAGCUGGCGUUGUAGUUCACAGCAAAAGAAAAGUUACUAGCGCCACAAUAACAAAAAUAAUACCCCCAGUAAUGUUAACAUUCUUGAUACUCUCUGUUCAUUUUUUGCCACCUGAAUCUGGAGAAAAGGUUUCUGUUGCAAUUACCGUGUUCCUUGCAAAUAUUGUAUUCCUUUCUGAAACUGAAAAAUUAUUGGGCAAUAAGUCUCGUGAAGCAUCUAUAUAUCUAAUAUAUCUCCUGAUUCUGACAUUUGUAAGCGGAGUGUCUACUAUCGUCUCAGUUGUUAUAUCUAAACUGUAUGCACAACCGAGAGGUACCAACAUAAAAUCAUCGCCAGAAACAACACAAAACUCAGGCUUUUCGAAGAAUAAAGUUGGGAUUUUAGAAUCUUCAAGUGAGCUAACCGUAAAAACAAAAUUCAAUAAUUAUUUUAAGAAACAUUUUCUAACCCACCAGAAUCUUGAUAAAAUAUUUUUCUUACUAAUUAUUAUAUUCUUACUACUCUAUAUUAUAAUUGCUUUAGCCUCUUCUGAGAAAUAACAAGCAAAAGACAUUUUUUGCACAUUUCUCAUUAAUUUCAGACAAUAAGUAAUGUUUUGAAAGAAUACCUAGCGUAAAAAUUAUCCAGGGAAAAGCGUAAGUCAUUUACGAUUAUACUGAAGGACAAGUAAAGCAGAUUCUCACCAAAGUGGAGUAAUUAUGAACAUCGUGUAUCAAAUCACUGACGGUUUCGAUGACAUCAUGUCCAUCUAAAAUGAUCCGACAUUGUAAAUUACAUUUUUCUUCACGGUUAGCAAUUUUAAUAACACGUGUGUUUCUGCAUUUAGAUAUCUUUUGAUAAUAUACACAAUGUACAUCAUUAACAAUAACAUUUGCGUUUGGUUCCGUACUAACACAACUACUAAUUUUCCAGAAAUAACGAAAUCUUUUUACCUAGUGUGAAAAAAGGUGUGCAUACUGAAGCACAUUUCUACUGUUUUGCAUACACAUGAGCACACACACACACAGGGGCAUAUAUAUAUAUAUGGGUAU
Octopus bimaculoides (California two-spot octopus) is the source of this 1682-nucleotide messenger RNA. Its product is annotated as chemotactile receptor for terpenes 1-like. Lineage: Eukaryota; Metazoa; Mollusca; Cephalopoda; Octopoda; Octopodidae. The record is from RefSeq and is a predicted model, not a curated record. Gene Ontology annotation, biological process: monoatomic ion transmembrane transport. Gene Ontology annotation, cellular component: membrane. Gene Ontology annotation, molecular function: transmembrane signaling receptor activity; extracellular ligand-gated monoatomic ion channel activity.